GUCGCUUCUGUGGCUGUUUUCCGAUAGUUUGGGGUGCGGUGGCUUGGCCCGGUUCGCGAAGCUUGCGGACGCGCCCUGGCGGCCCCGCCACACCGCCGGAGUCCAACUCCAAGCGGCGAAGGCACUUUGAGGGAAUGGCGUCCUCGGAGGGAGACUUUUGUCACGCCUGAGGCGGGCCUGAGAUGUCUCACCUUAGUGCUCACCUGGACCUCGCUCCUUUUACAGAAGGUGAUUCUGGGCUGGCCUGUGACUUGCUCUGACCAGUGGAAUGUGCUGGAAGUGAUGCUAUGCCCUUGGGAGGCUGCGCUGUGCCGUAAAGGAGCUCAGGCUAGAUUACUGGCUGAUGAGAGGCCACGCAGAGAGGGAGAGGCCAGGAGGAGGAACCUGAGGUGCCAGAGUGAAUGAAGCCUUCCCACCCAGCCCAUCUACUGUUGGAAUGCAGUCUCCAGAACAAACUACAAUCUCAGAGGAGGAGAGACCACAGUGAAGGAGGGACUAAAGGCAGCUGCAUCGGAACCUGGAAGGUUCCAUAGGUCAGAAGUCUGAGAUGAGUCUCACUGGGCUUAAAUCAAGGAUUGAUGUCAGCGGAGCUGCAUUCCUUGCUGGAGGCUCUGGGGAGAAAUCAUUCUCUUUUCCAGCUUCUAGAAGCUGUCUACACUCCUUGGUCAUGGUCCCCUUCCAUCUUCAAAGCCAGCAAGUCUUUCCGACAUCUCAUUACUGUGACAUUGACUCUCCUGCCUCCCUCUUUCACAUGUGAGGAAAAUGAGGCACAGAGAGGUCCUGUGGCUUGCUCAACAUCACAGAGCCGCCCUGAUAUUGCAGAGCCUGAGGAAGGCCGACUCACCACCAUCUUAUUUUACUGAGGAAGGAACCAAGGCCUAGAGGGACAUCUGUGUGUCCAGGUGUCAAAACUAACUGAUGGCAGUGAGAGACAAGAGCCUCACCUCCCUUCUAACCUAGGCCUCAUCCCAUGGGCCUUCCCUCCUUUUGAAGAAUGGCUCCUUCUUGGCAGAGGCUGGGUUUAUAUGCCUCUCUUCUGAAAAGGCAGCUACAUGAUGGUCCAGAUGUCAUCAAAUGGGGAAGGAGAGUGAUUCCAGGAUGUUCCAGAGGUAUUUACAGUGCCACGGGAAAGUGGACCAAAGAGUAUACGCUGCAGACAAGAAAGGAUGUGGAGAAAUGGUGGCAUCAACGAAUAAAAGAACAGGCCUCCAAAAUUUCAGAAGCUGAUAAAUCAAAGCCCAAGUUUUACGUGCUUUCCAUGUUCCCUUAUCCUUCCGGCAAGCUGCACAUGGGCCACGUGCGUGUGUACACCAUCAGCGACACCAUUGCACGCUUCCAGAAGAUGAGAGGGAUGCAGGUUAUCAAUCCCAUGGGAUGGGAUGCAUUUGGAUUGCCUGCCGAAAAUGCUGCGAUCGAGAGGAAUCUACAUCCAGAAAGUUGGACACAGAGUUCUAUAGGCUGGGAAGUCCGAGAUCAAGGCACUUGCAGAUUUGGUGUCUGUAAUAUUAGACACAUGAGGAAACAACUUGAUCGACUGGGCCUGUGUUUCAGCUGGGAUAGAGAAAUAACCACGUGUUUACCAGAUUACUACAAAUGGACUCAGUAUCUCUUUAUUAAACUCUAUGAAGCUGGACUGGCCUAUCAAAAAGAGGCCUUGGUUAACUGGGACCCAGUGGAUCAAACAGUGCUUGCCAAUGAGCAGGUGGAUGAACAUGGCUGUUCGUGGCGUUCUGGAGCGAAGGUGGAACAGAAGUACCUCAGACAGUGGUUUAUUAAGACAACUGCUUAUGCAAAGCCCAUGCAGGACGCGCUGGCAGACCUUCCGGAAUGGUAUGGAAUAAAAGGCAUGCAGGCCCACUGGAUCGGGGACUGUGUGGGCUGCCAUUUGGACUUCACAUUAAAGGUUGAUGGGCAAGUCACAGGAGAAAAGCUGAGCGCCUACACGGCCACCCCCGAGGCCAUUUACGGCACCGCCCACGUGGCCAUCUCUCCCAGCCACAGACUCUUACAUGGGCACAGCUCUCUGAAGGAAGCCUUUCGGAAGGCUCUCAUCCCUGGCAAAGAUUGCCUCACGCCCGUGACAGCUGUGAACAUGCUCACCCAGCAGGAAGUCCCUGUUGUCAUCUUGGCCAAAGCUGACUUUGAGGGCUCUCUGGAUGCAAAAAUAGGAAUUCCCAGCACCAGCUUAGAGGACACUGUCUUAGCCCAAACCCUGGGCCUGUCGUACUCUGAAGUCAUUGAAACCAUGCCAGAUGGCACGGAGAGACUGAGCAGCUCUGCGGAGUUCACAGGUAUGAACCGGCCAGAUGCAUUUCUAGCCCUGACUCAGAAAGCCCGGAGGAAGAGAGUGGGCGGAGAGGUGACAAGUGAUAAAUUGAAGGACUGGCUGAUCUCUCGGCAGCGGUACUGGGGCACGCCCAUCCCCAUGGUCCACUGCCUGGCCUGCGGUCCUGUGCCCGUGCCUCUGGAGGACUUGCCUGUGACCUUGCCCAGCAUCACCUCUUUCACUGGCAAGGGAGGCUCCCCACUGGCCUCAGCUUCGGAGUGGGUGAAUUGCUCCUGCCCUAGGUGCAAGGGAGCAGCCACGAGAGAGACAGAUACGAUGGAUACCUUUGUUGAUUCUGCUUGGUACUACUUCAGAUAUACCGACCCUCAGAAUACUCAGAGCCCUUUCAGCACAGCGUUGGCAGAUUACUGGAUGCCUGUGGAUUUGUACAUUGGAGGGAAAGAACAUGCUGUCAUGCACUUGUUCUAUGCAAGAUUCUUUAGUCAUUUUUGCCAUGAUCAAAAAAUGGUCAAGCACAGAGAGCCUUUUCAUAAACUGCUGGCCCAAGGCCUUGUCAAGGGGCAGACGUUCCGCCUACCAUCUGGACAGUAUCUACAGCGAGAGGAAGUAGAUCUCACAGGUUCUGUUCCUGUUCAUGCAAACACGAGGGAGAAGUUAGAGGUGACUUGGGAGAAAAUGAGCAAAUCCAAGCACAAUGGCGUGGACCCCGAGGCCGUUGUGGAGCAGUACGGCAUUGACACCAUCCGGCUCUACAUCCUUUUCGCCGCCCCUCCUGAGAAGGAUAUCUUGUGGGAUGUAAAAACCGACGCUCUCCCUGGGGUGCUGAGAUGGCAGCAGCGUCUCUGGUCCUUGGCAACUCGAUUCAUCGAGGCCAGGGUUUCUGGGAAGGUUCCCAGGCCUCAGCUGUUGAGUAACGAGGAGAAAGCCGAGGGCAGGAAGCUGUGGGAGUACAAGAACUCCAUCAUCUCUCAGGUGACUGCCCAUUUCACAGAGGACUUCUCACUGAAUUCUGCGAUUUCUCAACUGAUGGGACUCAGCAGUGCCCUCUCGCAAGCUUCUCAGAGAGUUGUUCUCCACAGCCCUGAGUUUGAGGAUGCUCUCUGCGCCCUGAUGGUGAUGGCUGCUCCCAUGGCCCCUCACAUAACCUCGGAGCUCUGGGCAGGCCUGGCGCUGGUGCCAAGGAAGCUGUGUACUCACUACGCCUGGGACACCAGUGUGCUGCUUCAAGCCUGGCCAGCUGUGGACCCGCAGUUCCUCCAGCAGCCCGAUGUCGUACAGAUGGCGGUUCUGAUCAACAACAAAGCCUGCGGCAAAAUCCCUGUGCCCCAACAAGUUGCCCAGGACCAGGACAAAGUCCACGAACUGGUUCUCCAAAGUGAACUGGGUGUCAGGCUCUUACAGGGGCGAAGCAUCAAGAAGGCCUUCCUCUCCCCCCGAACUGCCCUCAUCAACUUCCUGAUACAGGAGUGACUGCAGGGAUGCUGCGGCUACCACGAGGGCUUGAGGCACCUCCUCCAGGUCUGGGAUGAAGGAAGGAGUCUGGGGCCCAGGGGCAGGAAAAAGCCAAAUGUCUUUUUUUAUAUAUAUACAUAAAUUUUAUUUAUUUAUUUAU
Molecule: messenger RNA, 3899 nt
Organism: Aethalodelphis obliquidens (Pacific white-sided dolphin)
Lineage: Eukaryota; Metazoa; Chordata; Mammalia; Artiodactyla; Delphinidae
Gene: LARS2
Product: leucyl-tRNA synthetase 2, mitochondrial
Exons: 27
Coding region: 995-3757 (920 amino acids)
Biological process (GO): leucyl-tRNA aminoacylation; mitochondrial translation
Cellular component (GO): mitochondrion
Molecular function (GO): aminoacyl-tRNA deacylase activity; leucine-tRNA ligase activity; ATP binding
Source: RefSeq, a predicted model, not a curated record